Molecule: messenger RNA, 2016 nt
Organism: Uncinocarpus reesii 1704
Lineage: Eukaryota; Fungi; Ascomycota; Eurotiomycetes; Onygenales; Onygenaceae
Exons: 3
Coding region: 1-2016 (671 amino acids)
Molecular function (GO): long-chain fatty acid-CoA ligase activity; long-chain fatty acid transmembrane transporter activity
Source: RefSeq, a predicted model, not a curated record
AUGGUUGAACCAUACUCCGCGGUCUGCGUCCAGAUUGUUCGUUCAUUGAAGGGCUUUCGGGCGAUGCCGCUAUCCUUCACGGUCCCGGCUGCCACCACGCUCCUCGCCUAUCUCAACGCAAGAUGGUCCAUGUUUUACGACGCCAAACUGAUCAACGCUGUUGCCACAGCUGUUGUCCGCCGGUUUCUCCGGAUAAGGAAUGGGCGUGGGAACCUCUUUUACGCACUUGAAGAGCAUGCAUUGAGCGCAAAAUCGGCGCAGCGGCCUUUCUUAGUGUAUCAGGGCAAGAUCUGGACUUUUAAGGAGACAUAUGAGACUGUUUUGCGAUAUGGGACCUGGCUGAAACAGGUUCAUCAAGUAAAGCCUGGUGACGUGGUCGCGAUGGAUUUCAUGAAUUCUCCAACGUUUGUGUUCAUGUGGAUGGGCCUCUGGAGUAUCGGCGCCAUCCCUUCGAUGAUCAAUUACAACCUAGCAAAGGCCCCGUUGGAGCACUGUGUCCGGAUUUGCGAUACCAAGUUGCUAGUAGUUGAUGGCGAGCUGCGUCCCCUCUUCCCGCCCGAGCAGUUGGCGGCAUUCAGUGCGCCCGAUUUUAGGAAAGGCGGGGGCUCUGUUGAAGUCGUAAUCCAUGACGACGAGUUGGAGUCUCAAAUCAUGCAGAUGGAACCCACGCGAGCACCAGAUUCUGACCGCGCGAACCAAGAAGUCAAUUCCACUUGCAUGUUUAUCUAUACUAGUGGCACAACCGGGCUACCCAAAGCCGCUAUCAUCAACUGGGGCAAAGCAAUGACCGCCGCAACCUUUAUAUAUUUGACCAUGGGCUUGCGGCAGACAGACCGCGUGUACACCUGCAUGCCGCUAUACCACUCAACCGCCGGACUUCUUGGAUAUAUGGCUUGCUUACUCAAAGGCAGCAGUUUAGCCAUUGGUCGCAAAUUUUCAGCAAGGAACUUCUGGAAUGAAGUAAGAGAAAAUGACGCAACCGUAGUGCAAUACGUUGGAGAAACACUCCGGUAUCUACUAGCUACUACCCCUCAAAUAGAUCCAAUAACUGGCGAAAAUAUGGAUCAAAAGCACAAUGUCCGAAUGGCCUAUGGAAACGGCCUCCGACCGGAUGUCUGGAACCGUUUCAAAGAGAGAUUUGGAAUCGAUACUAUUGCAGAGUUGUAUGGCGCAACCGAGGGCUUGUCGAUGAGCCUCAAUCUUUCAAGGAAUAACUAUUCCACCGGGGCCAUUGGUCGCAACGGCGCUCUAGGGAACUUCAUUUUAUCCAUAUCCUCAACUAUUAUCGAAUUAGACCCCAUUACGGAACUGCCGCGUCGUGACCCAAAGACAGGUCUCUGCGUACAAGCUGUAAGGGGCGAGCCAGGGGAAUUGCUGUAUGCCGUUGAUGCAGCAAACAUCAAGGAUACAUUUCCAGGGUACGUUGGCAACCAGGAAGCUAACAACAAGAAAAUCAUUCGCGAUGUCCGAAAAAAGGGAGAUGCAUGGUAUCGCACGGGAGAUAUGAUCCGAUGGUACCCCAGUGGUCUGUGGUAUUUCUCCGACCGGAUCGGAGACACCUUCCGCUGGCGAAGCGAAAACGUGUCGACAAACGAAGUUAGCGAAGUUUUGGGCAACCACCCGGACAUUCAUGAGGCGAAUGUGUAUGGAGUCGAAGUACCGCAUCACGACGGCAGGGCCGGCUGUGCCGCUAUCAUCUUCAAAGAACAGGCCCAAAAUCCCAAUUCCGACGCCGUUCUUGAACCGCCUGAGAAAGUCUUGCGAUCGCUGGCGUCCCAUGCCUCUGCAGGUCUACCAAAGUAUGCGGUUCCAUUGUUUCUACGAGUCACUAGUUCGAUGCAGUCUACCGGCAACAACAAGCAGCAGAAGUCCCUGCUGCGGACAGAGGGUGUCAACCCGACACUAUUGCGAAACAGCAAGAGCGCCGAUCAGCUGUACUGGCUGAAAAACGGUACAUAUAUGCCCUUUGGACAGAGAGAGUGGGACGAGCUGAACGGCGGCAAGGUCAGGCUGUGA